AUGUUAUAUUAUACAACAUGGUUGGUGGCAAAAUUGGAUCCCAUCAAGUAUAUUUUUGAAAAACCUUUCUUGUUUGGAAGAAUAGCACGAUGGCAAGUUCCACUGUCUGAAUAUGAUAUUGUGUAUGUGUCCCAAAAAUCAAUCAAAAGGAGCGUCAUCGUUGAUUUACUUGUAGAUCGAGUUGUUGAGGAUUAUGAACCUGUGAAGUUCGAUUUUCUAGACGAAGAUUUGAUGGCCAUCUUGCACUUAGAAAAGGAGGGUCCCAACGAACUUAGUCCCUGGAGGAUGUAUUUUGAUGGGGCAUCCAAUGCUUUGGGGCACGGAAUUGAAGUAGUGUUGAUUUCCCCAUAUGGAAAGUAUUAUCCAGCCACAGCAAGAUUGAAUUUCAACUAUACUAAUAAUAUGGCAGAGUAUGAGGCGUUGGUAAUGGGUUUACAAGUAGCAAUCGACAUGAAGGUCAACACGAUAGAGGUUUAUAGAGAUUCGGCUUUAGUGAUAUGUCAAAUGAGAGGUAAAUGGGAAACUAGAGAUUCUAAAUUGGUUCCAUAUCAAAAGCUAGUUAUAGAGUUAAGUAAACAAUUCAAGAAAAUUAGCUUCAAUCAUUUGCCUCAAGAAGAGAACUAG
Theobroma cacao (cacao) is the source of this 624-nucleotide messenger RNA. The record is from RefSeq and is a predicted model, not a curated record. Lineage: Eukaryota; Viridiplantae; Streptophyta; Magnoliopsida; Malvales; Malvaceae.